Molecule: messenger RNA, 1146 nt
Organism: Purpureocillium lilacinum
Lineage: Eukaryota; Fungi; Ascomycota; Sordariomycetes; Hypocreales; Ophiocordycipitaceae
Source: RefSeq, a predicted model, not a curated record
AUGCCACUCGAGCAGCAGCAACAACUGGGGCAGGAGGGUGAAAACACGCCCGCCCUCCAGAUGCCGCUGCCGCCGCCCAAGCUGAGCAUCCACCCGCCGCUCCUCAACACGGCCUGCCCCUGGGCCACCACCGAGACGGACCUCGCCGCGCUGCUGUCCUGCGCCGCCACGGGGGCCGUCACCACGCGGACGAGUCUGCUGGGCGGGUUUGCGCACGAUGAUGCGGCGCAUCGGUUUGUGCUGUUUGAUCCGGCGACGACGAUAACAACGACGACGACGACAGCGGCGGCGGCGCGACGGGGAGACUCUGUCGCUGCUGCUGCUGCGGCGGUGGAUGAUGAUGGUUGUGGUGAUGAUGCGAGGCAGGCGGAGGAGCGGCCGGCGGCCGUCGGCAGCGUCAACUCGCUCGGCUACAGCCCCAUCACGCUCGACGGCUACCUCGCCAUCUUGGCGCGCCUGUCCGGCUCCCUACCCGCGCAUACGCACCGCAAGACCGUCAUCGUGAGCGUCACGGGAGAUCCCCCCUCCGUGGCGCGCUGCCACGAGCGCAUCCUACUCUCUGCCGCCUCCUCCGCCAUCCGCUUCCCCCUCGCCAUGGAGGUCAACCUCUCCUGCCCCAACAUCCCCUCCGCCCCGCCGCCCGCCUACUCCCCGCCCCAACUCGCCUCGUUCCUCGCCGCCCUCCCUGCACCUCCGCGCGUGCCCGUGGGGAUCAAGCUCCCGCCGUUCACGUACGACACGCAGUUCGCGGACCUGGUGCACGCGCUGCGCCCGUUCGGCCGGACGCUGAGCUUCGUGACGGCGACUAACACGCUGGGCUCGUGUCUCGUCUUCGAGGACGGCGGGGGCAGGGACGCGAGCGAGAGUGAUAAAGAUGGGAAUGGGGCAAUGCUCCGUGGAGGCAUGGCCGGCGCGCCCCUGCAUCCGCUGGCGCUGGGCAACGUGUCGACUCUGCGGCGGUUGUUUGACGAGAGCGAUGAGCUGCGCCAUCUGGACAUUAUCGGCGUCGGGGGUGUGAUCGACGGAGACGGCUACCGGAGGAUGAAGAGGGCCGGGGCUGCCGUUGUGGGCUUGGCAACAGGGCUGGGGAGCAGAGGCGUCGCCGUCUUUGACGCCAUUGAAAGGGACAUAAAUUCACAGUGGUAG